Quercus lobata is the source of this 1581-nucleotide messenger RNA. RefSeq names its product xyloglucan galactosyltransferase MUR3-like. Bases 1 to 1581 code for a protein of 526 amino acids. The record is from RefSeq and is a predicted model, not a curated record. The transcript has a single exon. NCBI's taxonomy places the organism in Eukaryota, Viridiplantae, Streptophyta, Magnoliopsida, Fagales, Fagaceae. Gene Ontology annotation, molecular function: glycosyltransferase activity.
AUGGAGGCGUUGUUCGUCGGAAAGUUCCGUUCUCAACUCUGGUUUGUCUUACUCAUAUCUUUUCUUUUAGGCUCGAUACUGCUUUUUUUUUAUCAUUCGGCUAUAACUGGUGGGGAUCAAAAUAAUGGGGUCACCUUUCUGGUCAACAACUUUGUGAAUGUAAUCCAAGACCGUAAAAAUAAAUCUAUUGAUUUCGCUGUAAAUUCUAGCCACCGAACAAUUACUUUAUCAACCAAUUAUCAUAAUUCUACUUUUGAAUUGACCACGAAUAGGAAUUCUGGUGGACAAGUGUCACAAGAAAAGAAUGAGACAAUUGAACACAUUAGUCCAAGUUUAGAUUCAUGUUCUGGUCGAUAUAUUUAUAUGCAUGAUGUUCCUAGGAAAUUCAACGAGGACUUGCUCAAGGAUUGCCAUUCUCUUAUCAAAUGGUUCGAUAUGUGCCAGUAUAUAUCAAACCUGGGGCUUGGUCCUAAGAUUGAAAAUUCGGAAAGGGUUUUAUCGAGCAAGGGCUGGUUUGCAACAAACCAAUUUACGUUAGGAAUCAUAUUCCACAACAGGAUGAAGCAGUACAAGUGCUUAACCAAUGAUUCAUUGUUGGCUUCAGCAAUAUAUGUACCAUUUUAUCCUGGCUUUGAUGUGAGUCGUUACCUUUGGGGCUUUAACAUCUCAGUGAGAGAUGCAGCUUCUUUUGCUCUUGUCAAGUGGCUUACACAAAAACCCGAAUGGAAAAGAAUGUGGGGUAGAGAUCACUUCUUGGUAGGAGGGAGGCCAGCUUGGGAUUUAAGGAGACAAACAGAUGACGAUUCUGAUUGGGGUUCAAAGCUUAUGUUAUUGCCCGAAUCUAACAACAUAACUUUGUUAUCAGUUGAAGCAAGCUUGUGGAACAAUGACUUUGCAAUACCAUAUCCUACGUACUUCCAUCCAUCCAAGGACGUUCAGGUAAGAAAGUGGCAAAAAAAAAUGAGAAGAAUGGAAAGGCGGUACUUGUUCACUUUCACUGGUGCCCCACGACCCAAUUCAGCAGGUGCCAUUCGAGGUGAGCUUAUUGAUCAAUGUCAGUCUUCAUCCACAUGCAACUUUGUUUCUUGUUUACAUGGAGCAAAAAAGUGUGAGGACCCUUUAAAAGUGUUAAAGGCGUUUCAGAGCUCAGUUUUUUGCUUACAGCCUACUGGGGAUUCAUUAACUAGACGAUCAACUUUUGAUUCCAUUUUGGCGGGGUGUAUUCCGGUUUUCUUUCAUCCUGGUUCUGCUUAUGCACAAUACAUUUGGUAUAUGCCUAGGAACCAUACCAAGUAUUCUGUGUUCAUACCACGAAAUGAUUUGAAGGACAGAAAGGUUCUUAUAAAUGAGACAUUGCUUCAAGUUCCAAAGAAAGAAGUUUUGGCAAUGAGAGAGGAAGUUAUUAAGCUAAUUCCAAGAAUAGUUUAUGCAGAUCCCAGUUAUAGAUUGGAGAGCCUUGAAGAUGCAUUUGACAUAGCAGUUAAGGGUGUUCUUGACAGAGUAGAGGCAGUAAGGAGGGGAAUUAAGAAGGGUAAGGAUCCUAGUAUUGGUUUUGCAGAAUACAAUGUUACAAAAUUCUAA